UCAAAACAACCUGUUGGAAGACCGAAUAACAUUUGUAGUACGUAUUUAUACUACAAACUUCAUAAUUAUGUCUACAGUAGGAACAUCUAGCGAGGUCGUCUUAUUUUACAUAAACCUGCUAUAUAAUACUGUGAUCAAAAUACUUAGGCCAUAAAUAACGCGUGUUCUUAAAUAGCGGCAACCUUCGUCGACCUACUGGAUUAUUAUAAUAAUUUAGUUUAAAUUUAGCACUAAACGAGUUAAACACAAGACAUAAUAAUCUUGGAAAUCCUCUAAAAAUAUAUCUUGCGCAGUUUAUGGCAAUUAAUAACGAUAACCACACAUUACCAAUUAUAAAUUGUGUUAAUCACUAUUGAUAAUGUUGUUAUUAGAGAACGUAAUUUAAUCUAGAAGCAACCUAAUUCUUUCUAGUGAUACUAAAAUGGACGGAUUUGCUUUUUAUUUUUUAAUGGGUUUGGUUCAUAGUAUGUAUAUUUUUGAUGGAGUUAAUUUUAAUGGAAAUUGCUCAUUCGACGUUUUAAGGGAUAUAUCAGGCCAUAUAAACACAUGUUUGAUUAAAGACCCGGAUGCCCUAAAACUAUAUUUUUCGCAUGCACAAGAACACUUACCUUUACCUGAGUUUAUAGAAAACAGAUGCUCGAUUAAUUCAAAUUUAACAGACUGUGUUGAGAAACCCAUGGAUAAUUUAAAACCUUGCUUUGAGUCUGAUUUCUGGCAAGCUCUUAAAAAAUGGAAAGUAAUAGAUGAGCAGGUUCUUUCUAAGCUUUGUGAAGACAAUGGUCAGAAAGCUGCACGCAUAUUUAAAUUUGAAGGAGAAAAAUGUUGGGACCAAGGACUCAGAACCGUUUCAAAUGAAUGUUCCAAAUUUAUAACUAACUUACCAAAUACUUUAGCCCCCUGCAGGAAUUUUAACCGAUUUAAGCAAUGCUUUGUAAGUCACCUGUCAGAAUAUUGUUCAACCGAAGCUACCAAUUUUCUACAACCAAUAUUAAAUAUUCUUUCUGAUGAUAUAUGUUAGUUAAUAAACUAAUGUUUGAUAAAAUAUAAAA
This is a messenger RNA of Diabrotica virgifera virgifera (western corn rootworm), 1049 nucleotides long. RefSeq lists its product as uncharacterized. The record is from RefSeq and is a predicted model, not a curated record. The transcript has 5 exons. NCBI's taxonomy places the organism in Eukaryota, Metazoa, Arthropoda, Insecta, Coleoptera, Chrysomelidae. Bases 422 to 1018 code for a protein of 198 amino acids.